AGCAUGCCAGCCGACCAUAGAGCGAGUGACAGCACAAACUUGAAAGCGGCCGGUUUAAGAACUUAUACUGGUGCUGAUUGUGUAUGAUCUGCUGUUGGAAUCGAAAGAGUUUCAACAGGAGACGGAAAUGAAGUUUAUAGCCUUUUUUCUGUGUUUAAUAUUUUAUCAGUUGCAGUUUUCAACUAGCGAAACUGCGGACGAUGUUAAAGUGAAAUCUAAAACUGUUUCAACUCUGUUGAAUGCAAAGUGGAACUCAACUCCUACUGCUUUGGAAAUCGCCGAAUUUCUUAAUGAUGAAGAUCCUUCAUACUUCUGGGCAUUCCUUGAAGAUCUCUCUGCUAAUGUUGAUACAUUUUCAGGAAAAACUGACAAAAGCAAGUAUGAAACGCUUGUUGAUCUCACACGCAAAUACCUGUCUGAGGCUCAAGUGUCUCUCAUGAGAUUUUCAUUGGGACUCCAUGUCUACUCGCCAAAGAUUGAAAUGUUUCAACAGAUUGCCAUGGUUCAAGGUGUCCCUGAACAGAAAUGUGAAGCCGUUGCAGCAGUCAAUGGUAAAUUGACAUGUGAUCCAAGCCUUAUAAAAACAUUACUCAAUGAAAAACCAAAGAGUCCAGAACUAUACAAGUUAGAUCACCAGUACCCAGGCAAGGCAGCAAAAGGCCACCCUGUGGUUAUCCUUUACGGGGAAAUUGGCGCCAAGAGUUUGACAGAAUUCCACGAAACACUCAAAGCACUGGCAGAUUCGGGAGAAAUCAUUUACGUCAUCCGACAUUACAUUCGUGAACGUAAAGGUCCAAAAGUCAGGCUCUCAGGAUAUGGUGUGGAACUUCAGAUCAAAUCGACUGAAUACAAGGCACAAGACGAUACAAAAGUUACUGCGGAACAAAGUGGCGCUCCGGGAGAUGAAGGAGCUAGUCAGCAAUCAACAGAAGAUGAGGAUGUUGAUGUCGAAGGCUUUCUAUUCACAAAGCUGAAAGUGCUGAAUCCCGACCUUGCACCAAAAUUGGACAAGUUGAGACAAGCACUUUUGGACGAAUCACAGGAAUUGGCCCCACUUAAAGUCUGGCAACUGCAAGAACUAAGCUUGCAGGCCGCUGAGCGGAUCCUUAAUGCUGCUAAAGAUGAAUCGCUAAAAAUCAUGGCUCAACUGGCGCAAAAUUUCCCUUUGCUGGCACGUUCUAUUGUCCGCACCACCGUUCGACCAGCCUUGAAAGCAGAAAUUAAACGCAAUCAACAGAGAUUCUCCAACGAGUUCAGCCUGCAACCAUCCGAGGCAGCACUCUUCAUCAAUGGUCAACAUUUCAACGUUGACUCGAUGGACGUGUUCACACUUUUUGAACAACUUCGAGAAGAAGUUAAAUUAGUUGAAGGACUUCAUAAGAUUGGUGUUCCAUCGCAAUACGUCAGCUCAUUGCUGUCGUUGGACCUAAGUCCGCCUUCGCGCCAAUACGCAGUCGAUAUCCGCGAUAGCGCCGUACUGUUCGUCAAUGAUAUUGAAAAGGAUCCUCAAUACAAGCGGUGGAGUCCAAACAUCCAAGAUUUGCUACGUCCAAGUUAUCCAGGAGCUCUGCGCAGUAUCCGGCGAAAUAUGUACAACCUUGUACUCGUCGUUGACCCUUUGGAUAUCGAAGCUCGCUCGCUUAUUAAACUGGCAGAAUCUUUCGUAGUUCACAAUGCUCCUCUUCGUGUCGGUCUAGUCAUGGCCGUCAAUUCAGACCCCAAAAUCACUGGACGCGACGAUCCUGGAGUAGCCAUGCUCAACGCUUUUAAUUACGUUUCACAGCGGACCCAUGCUACGGACGGAUUGAGUUUCAUUACCGAUUUAUUUGCCCUAGUGGGUGAUAACAGCAUAGUUGUGGACGAUGUCGGAAAAUUGUUGAAGAAGAAGUUUAGCGCUGAUUUAGAAGAUGUUCUUGGCGAAGAUUCCGAUUACGAUGUUGGCCGGCAAUUGACCAAAGAUUUUCUACGCCGCACAGGAUUCCGAAAGUUGCCGCAAGUGCUUUUGAACGGUGUCGCUCUUGAAGAAACUUCAUUGAAUGGCGAUGAAUUUGAAGAGGCGGUAUUGACGGAACUCAUGCGACAGACUUCUUCGUUGCAAAAGGCACUUUUCAGAGGUGAAAUGAAAGAGGAUGAUAAUGUCAUUGAUUUCUUAAUGGGACAACCCAAUGUUAUGCCUCGAUUGAAUGAUCGCGUCUUGUCAACGUCAGCCAAGUAUUUGGAUACCACUGGAGUGGUAGAAGGUGGAAUCAAAGAUCUCACUUCUCUGUCGUCCCAUCAACUUAUUGCGACGUUUGCCGACUCGAUUAGCUAUGUUUCAUCCAAUACUAGAGCUUUGACGCCUAUCACCUUAUGGAUGGUGGUGGACUUGACCCAACAAGCUGGUCGAGAACUAGUGCAAAACGCUUUGGAAUAUGUACAAAACUCUAGACUGAUUCGUCUGAGUUUGCUACAUAAUCCAGAGUCAUCUUUGACCGAAUCAGCUAAUCAUUACAUCGACACCAUCGACGCCGUCUUAUCUUCCAAUGACAUCAAAUUACUCGACAAAUUGCUCAAGACCGGAAAUGCUGAGGCUAUUAUUAGUGGGGCUAAAACUGGUACUGAUUUUGGAGUAGAACCAGCCCAGAAAAGUUCGUUUGGUUUGAAACUUCAUCAAUUGUUGGCUGGGCGCGUCCUCGAGUUUCAGCCUGGACAACGUGGAUUAAUCGCCAACGGACGUGUCAUUGGACCAUUUGACGACGAGGAGGAUUUCACAGCGGAUGAUGUAGCUUUGUUGGAAAAGCACACCAUGUCAACUUCGGGCGAAAAGAUUUUGCAGUUUACUCAAGAUCUCCCUCAACUUCACAGUAGCGAUCUCAUAAUGAAAGUAGGAGGUCUGCUCAUGUCGAGUGCCUCUGGAACAACACCCAAAACUCGGCACAAUAUCGACGAACGUGGCAGUGAGCUCAGUUUGCUUAGUUUCCCACCCAAAUUCAGCGAUUCCCCAUUCAUUGACAUCACAGCUGUGGUCGAUCCUCUGUCAGUCGGAGCUCAAAAGUUGGCCCCGUUGCUACUGGUUUUACAAGAGGUGCUCAAUUGCCGCGUGCGGGUCUUCAUGAAUUGCGUGGAGAAAAAUAGCGAGAUGCCAUUGAAGAGCUUUUACCGGCUGGUACUUGAGCCGGACUUGAUGUUCGGGGCUGAUGAGCGCCAGCUGUCUGGCCCCGUUGCGAAAUUCGGUAUCCUGCCUAUGGGUGCACUUCUUACGCAGGGUAUGCAGGUACCCGAUAACUGGCUGGUCGAGUCUGUCUGGAGUCCAUACGAUCUGGACAACAUUCGCCUUCGAGAUGUGGAUACUGACGUGCACAGCGAAUACGAACUCGAACAUUUGAUCCUCGAGGGUCAUUGUUUCGAUUCUCAUUCAGGCUCACCACCUCGAGGCUUGCAGCUGACCUUGGGUACACCUGUCGAUCCUCUGAUGGUCGAUACUAUUGUCAUGGCGAAUUUAGGCUAUUUGCAACUGAAAGCCAAUCCCGGUUCCUGGAUCUUACGCCUUCGCGAAGGCCGCUCAACCGAAAUUUACGACAUCGUUUCUCACGAAGGAACUGACACGCCCAGUUCUGGUGGUAGCGGGGACAUUCACGUGCUCAUUGGUUCCUUUAAAUCUCACGUCCUGAAAUUGAAGGUGGCCAAAAAAUCGGGCAAACAACAAAUGGAUUUAUUGUCAACUGACGAUGACGAUAAUAACGCCGGAUUGUGGAAUUCCAUCACCAGUACCUUCACAUCCAAGUCGAGUGAAGACGAUGAAGAUAAACUCAACAUCUUUUCGUUGGCUUCGGGACAUUUGUACGAGCGUUUCAUCCGCAUUAUGAUGGUGAGCGUAUUGAAACACACCAAGACGCCAGUCAAGUUCUGGUUCCUCAAACAAUACCUUAGUCCAACACUGAAAGAUUUCCUGCCACACAUGGCAGCCCAGUACGGAUUUGAGUACGAAUUGGUGCAGUACAAAUGGCCACGUUGGCUUCACCAGCAGAAAGAGAAACAGCGCAUUAUCUGGGGCUACAAAAUUCUUUUCCUCGACGUUCUUUUCCCGCUGUCAGUUAAAAAAAUCAUUUUUGUCGACGCGGAUCAGAUCGUCCGUGCCGAUUUGAAAGAAUUGAGAGAUCUGGAUUUGGGCGGAGCUCCCUACGGUUACACGCCCUUCUGUGAUAGCCGCCGCGAGAUGGACGGGUUCCGUUUCUGGAAAUCUGGCUAUUGGAGAAACCAUCUACAAGGACGCAAGUAUCACAUUUCAGCCUUGUAUGUCGUUGACCUGAAACGAUUCCGUAAAAUCGCUGCCGGUGACAGAUUGAGAGGGCAGUAUCAAGCGCUGAGUCAGGAUCCCAACAGUUUGUCAAACUUGGAUCAAGAUUUGCCCAACAACAUGAUCCACCAAGUGCCAAUCAAAUCCCUGCCGCAGGAAUGGCUGUGGUGCGAAACGUGGUGUGACGACACGUCCAAGCGGAAAGCCAAAACGAUCGACUUGUGCAAUAACCCACAGACCAAGGAGGCCAAACUCGAUGCCGCCGUCCGCAUUGUCGCCGAAUGGAACGAUUACGACACGGAGAUCAAGACGAUUCAAGAAGAACUCGCCCGAAACCGGACGGAACAACAGCGCCAACACGAUUCAUCCGAGCUCUAAAAAAAUGAAACAUUUUUCGUAAUCUUUUGUUUUUUUACCCAGGGUUUUCCGAGUCAUGAAAACGAAAAAAAAACAGUUGACCCAAUAUCUUGCUUGUACAUGUGAGAAAGAGUCAUGACGCUAAUAAGACGAACUAACAAGGUU
Molecule: messenger RNA, 4798 nt
Organism: Daphnia pulicaria
Lineage: Eukaryota; Metazoa; Arthropoda; Branchiopoda; Diplostraca; Daphniidae
Gene: Uggt
Product: UDP-glucose:glycoprotein glucosyltransferase 1-like
Exons: 13
Coding region: 128-4654 (1508 amino acids)
Cellular component (GO): endoplasmic reticulum
Molecular function (GO): UDP-glucose:glycoprotein glucosyltransferase activity
Source: RefSeq, a predicted model, not a curated record